This is a messenger RNA of Dromaius novaehollandiae (emu), 2897 nucleotides long. It is a transcript of the gene OXSM, whose product is annotated as 3-oxoacyl-ACP synthase, mitochondrial. The coding region runs from base 1268 to 2650 and encodes 460 amino acids. Gene Ontology annotation, molecular function: 3-oxoacyl-[acyl-carrier-protein] synthase activity. Gene Ontology annotation, cellular component: mitochondrion. NCBI's taxonomy places the organism in Eukaryota, Metazoa, Chordata, Aves, Casuariiformes, Dromaiidae. The transcript is spliced from 3 exons. Gene Ontology annotation, biological process: fatty acid biosynthetic process. The record is from RefSeq and is a predicted model, not a curated record.
UGUGGCGGGGAGGGGCGUUGCGCAAGGGGCGCCGAGCCGCCAUGGCGGUUGUGCGCGUCGCGGAGUGGCGGCCUGUGCUGAGGGGGUGCUGUCGACUGGCUCGCUGAGCCGCGGUGUGAUAGUUAAAAAUAGUUACGGCUUCUCGGGAUACCCAGUGAUAUAAAACGAGCUCUCGUUCCCUGGGAGAGAUGAGCUCCCAUUUAUUUUUUGCUUUCAGCGUAUACAGUGAAUAAAAAAGUGAUUUACCUUUUAUGAGGGGUCAGAUUAGUCAUUCUAAUUAUCUUAAAGUCCAUUAACUUGCAUUUUGUUAAAAGCCAUAUGUGGUUGCUAGAUAAGUAUUAAUUUAAAGACAUCUUCAAUUAACUCCAAUAUAUUUAUAAAAUGCAGGUUCUCUGGAUUAAGAUUAUUACAUUGACUAAUUUGGAUCAUAAGUAGGCUCCUGUAAAGAAGCUGUGUGCAUUAGUAAGUGCUAUUUCCAGCUUUUUGCUUUUAAGUAAUGCUGCUAUGUACUGUGGUUGCCACAGAAAGGAGUAGAUCUUUGUUUUUUAAUGAAAGUGUGUUAAUCUUGUGACAGCAUAUGGUUCUAAUACAGCUGUUCCUAUUUUACCAAGUAUUUAAUGAUGGUAUGGUCCCUUUUCUAUGAGGCAGAAAACAUCUGACUGGGUAAUGCCGGGUCUUUCGACUAUUAAGCCUGUUGCUGUUUUAGUAGUGUUUUGGCUAUACUAGUAUACUAUACUUUUGGCUAUACUAGGCAAAUACUAGUAAUACUUCUUAGGCUGAUCAAAUCACAGGUGGAGGCAGAGAUUUGAAGAGCACUGCAGGAAAUAAGCAAACUUACUCUUGUAGGUCUACCUCAGAAGGCUGAAGUUAUUUCUGCUCAUUGUUGAUACUGCCAAUCAGCUGGUAGUCAAAACCCUAGAGGGAGUGCAACACAACUGGUGAGUGCCUUGCAGUCCACACUGAUGCAUUGUCAUCCUCAUUAGCAGUUUAAGCUAAAAGAGCCCACUAGUGCAUUUCGUUGGCUCUGCCAUCUCAAAGGCAUUCGCAAAGUAAAUGUAUGUCUGUGCUGUCUGCCAUGGCACAUAUCCUUCCGGACAGCAGAGACAGAAACUACAUCCCUUUUUGCAGUGUUGAAAACAGGUUUUCAUGUAAAAAAGUUAUUAACCUAGUGUACUCAGAAUGUUUCUCACAUUGGCUACUUUAUUGUUUUGUUUGUGUCUUUUUUUUUCCUGUUACAGGAAUUUGCAUGAAGUGAUUAAUUUCCACCAUGAUCUCACAGUGUUCACAGGAACUCUUAAAAAUUGCAAAUCUCCACAGUCUGAAAUUAAAUCAGUAUUUAAGAAAGCACAGAAGAGCUUUCAGCACCAAGUCACUGCCUAUAUGUCGUAGGAGAGUAGUUGUUACAGGUAUUGGCUUAGUGUCUCCUCUUGGUGUGGGGACUCAGUUUGUGUGGAACCGCCUUCUCCAAGGAGACAGUGGGAUUGCAUCGCUAGACGGGGAAGAAUAUGCAGGCGUUCCAUGUAAAGUGGCUGCUUGUGUGCCAAGGGGAAAUGAGGAGGGUCAGUUCAGUGAAGAAAGCUUUGUAUCAAAAUCAGAGAUCAAAUCCAUGAGUUCUGCUACUGUCAUGGCAAUUGGUGCAGCAGAGCUAGCAAUAAAAGACGCCAGUUGGUCUCCGCAGUCUGAACAGGACCGCUUAACAGCUGGUGUGGCAAUUGGAAUGGGAAUGGUUCCGCUGGAAGAGAUUUCUGAUACAGCUUUUUUAUUUAAAACAAAGGGUUAUAACAAGGUCAGCCCAUUCUUUGUGCCAAAGAUUUUAGUUAAUAUGGCGGCAGGUCAGAUCAGCAUUAAAUACCAGCUGAAGGGGCCAAAUCAUGCUGUGUCUACUGCUUGUACCACAGGAGCACAUGCUGUUGGAGACUCCUUUAGAUUUAUUGCCUCUGGUGAUGCUGAUGUGAUGUUGGCUGGAGGGACUGAGGCUUGUAUUAGUCCCUUGUCUCUGGCUGGAUUUGCAAGAGCUCGGGCUCUCAGCACUGGUUUUAACUCAAGCCCUAAAAUGGCAUGUCGACCAUUUGAUUCACAGAGAGGAGGGUUUGUAAUGGGAGAGGGUGCAGCAGUGCUGGUGUUGGAAGAGUGUGAACACGCUACACAAAGAGGUGCUAGGAUCUAUGCAGAAGUUUUAGGUUAUGGACUGUCUGGUGAUGCUUGCCACAUUACAGCACCUAGUCCAGAGGGAGAUGGUGCAUUCAGAUGUAUGUCUGCAGCAAUAAAAGAUUCUGGAAUCAAACCUGAAGAUAUAACAUAUGUCAAUGCACAUGCAACUUCUACACCUCUAGGAGAUGCUGCUGAAAAUCAGGCAAUCAAGAGACUUUUUAAAGAUCAUGCACGUAAUAUUGCAGUUUCCUCCACGAAAGGAGCAACAGGACAUCUCUUGGGGGCUGCAGGCGCUAUUGAAGCAGCUUUUACGGCACUGUCCUGUUACCAUGGAAUUUUGCCACCUACUCUAAACUUACAGGAAACAGAGGCAGAAUUUGAUCUCAAUUAUGUUCCACUAACAGCUCAGGAGUGGAAAACUGAAAAACGGCGUAUUGCACUCACAAAUUCAUUUGGCUUUGGUGGUACUAAUGCAACUUUGUGCUUUGCAAGUGUUUGACUUAUACUGUACAUGAGAAAAGUGAAUUUUUAUUUGAAUUUUUAUAGUACUCUGAAGAAUGACACUGAUAAUGAUUGUGUACUGUCACAUUUUGUGUAUACCGUGUGAUCUUUUUCGUUUUUCGCAGCUUUGAGACUUGCUCUGUUCAUACGUAAGAACUUUACUCACCCGAACAUUUACGUCAGUAAUUCUUUUAAAAAGAGGGAAUUUCCUUUAUUAAUUUUAAUAAAAAUAAAUAAAAGGCCUA